AUUGAUCAACGUGGGGUGACUUUUUAAAAGGGUGGUGGGGAAAUAAUUCUUUUCGGUAGCGUGGUUGCAUAGUGGGAGUGGCCAGAAUUGUAGAAGGGAGGAGGAGGGGGGUGAUCUAGCGCGGUAAGAGGUGCAGAAUCGCUGUAGUGGGAUAGAGAGGGAGGGAGAGAGAGAGAGAGAGAGAAGCCGCGAAAGCGUGAGAGGGUAGUGUGUGCUACAGUCGCACCGCGACACCCUUACCGAGUGAGACCGCGCGCGCUUUAGGUGCUUUUAGACACCAGAAUUUCGCGAACAGUGCUAUGCUUUUAAGGCAACUUCAACUGUCGCUCUGAAAAAAAAAAAAAAAAUUUCCAAAGAGAGAAGCUUUUCUUUCAUACACACACACACACACACCAACAUCAUUUUGUCUGGGAUAUCGUUAAUCGGAAAUCGUUAAAGAACGUGAGUGAAGUCAAAAAAAGAAAAGAAGAGAAAAAAGAGAAGAAGAGUGUUGGAAAGACGAAUGGCUGGAGACACGUGAGUCCGAGAGGAAGAGAGAGAGAGAGAGAGAGGAAGUGGUUUAGAAGCGCACCGAGAAAAAGAGUCCAAAAAAAAGAAGAAGAAGGCACAAGAGUUAAAACCGGAUGACAAAUUUUCCCUCAACGUGGUAUCAAAUUCUGAAUUUGAAACAAGAAGAUUGCUGACUGGAGUUUCAAAGUCUCAUGGCAGCGCAUAAACUUGUAGCACUUCUUGCAGCGAUACUACAACUUUGCCUAUGCCAAAUCACCCCAGCAGUAAUGCCCCAAUUUUUAUUUCCCCUGGAAAAUCACACAGUAAUUCAAGGACGCGAUAUCUCUUUUACUUGUGUUGUAGAACAUCUCCAAGGUUUCAAGGUAGCUUGGAUAAAAUCCGAUUCACGGGCUAUCCUGGCAAUACACACGCAUAUGGUUGCGCAAAAUCCACGACUAUCAGUGACGCACAAUGGUCAUAACACAUGGAAGCUGCACGUAUCAAAUGUCAACCAAAACGAUUCUGGCACUUAUAUGUGUCAAGUAAACACUGAACCGAUGCUCAGUCAGAUGGGUUACGUGAAUGUAGUGAUUCCACCCGAUAUAAUGGACGAUCGUUCAUCGGAUGGUAUGGUAGCACGGGAAGGUGGAAAUAUCAGACUGAAAUGCGUAGCAACAGGUACACCUGAACCCACAGUCACUUGGAAACGAGAAGAUGGUCGUUCUAUAUCGAUUCGUGAAAAUGGAUCAAAAAAGGUCAUUGGCUUCACAAAAUACGAAGGAGAAAUUCUCGAAUUAUCAGGAGUUACUAGACAAGAAAUGGGAAACUAUCUCUGCAUAGCUAGCAAUGGCGUACCACCUUCGGUCAGCAAACGUUAUUCAGUUCAGGUUCAAUUUCAACCAGUUAUCAAAGUUACAAAUCAACUUGUCGCAGCUCCUAUAAAUAGUGACGUAGUAGUUCAAUGUCACGUGGAAGCUUUUCCACAAACUAUGAACACAUGGUACAGAAACAUGACAGGUGAAAAAUUACUUCCGAGCGAUAAGUACACGAUGACGGAGCACGCUCUGACCGACUAUUCUUGGCAAAUGAACCUGACAGUUCACAACUUAGAGAAAAAAGACUUUGGAGGGUACAUCUGUUCUUCUGUCAACGCUCUUGGUACCGCUGAAGGCAUUGUUCGACUUCAAGAAUUGCAUUUGAUGCCGAAAACAACGCCAAUAACAGUACAAAAACACGUGGAAUUAAAACCAAAGAAGAAACCAUCAAAUCGAGGCAAGACUAGAAAGACAAAUCGUUAUUCACAUCAUAAUGGUGAAUAUGAAGAAUUCGAAUCAGGACUAGGCAACGAUGAUAAUUUUGGAACAACACAAAUUAUGGCUGGUAGUACACAGGAGGGUCAAAGAACAGAGAGACCUUUGAUAGCGCCUUCCAUGUCACCACCUUGGGUUAUCAUGAACACAGCAAACAAUAGACAAACUUUCUUAUCGCAAUUUUUGUUUCUUAUUUUACUUCACAUGAUGACGCUUUAAAAUUUAUAGAAAAGCAAAUUUCCAAACAAAAAUUAUAUACCAAAGAAUAAAAAAGAGAAAACAAACACACUGGAAUUUUUGUGUCAAACGGAAUUUCAAAUUGCAUAUUUAUGAAUAUAUAUAGAAAAUAAUGUAAUUAUGAAACCUCGCAUAUGAUACAAAAUCCCUAAUAUAAUAGGUUUCAUCGCAUGUAAAUAUCGUCGGAUCGAAAAUUAUAUCUAGAAAUUAAGGGAGAAAAAAAAAUUGUUACAUAAAUCGUUGAAGCGUGUAUAAAUGCGCCCUGCUAGAAUUACGAUUAGAAUUUGCGCGAUCAGGGAUUACUGUCAUGUAAUUAUUGAAUAGAAAUUGGAUAGUAAUUAUUGAGAAUGAAAGAAAGAGAAAAAUAUGAUUCCGAAUCAAAGAAGUCUUCCUUUAUGUUGAGAUAUUGAAAUCAGUCAUAAAAGAGCAGA
Molecule: messenger RNA, 2467 nt
Organism: Leptopilina heterotoma
Lineage: Eukaryota; Metazoa; Arthropoda; Insecta; Hymenoptera; Figitidae
Gene: DIP-lambda
Product: lachesin-like
Exons: 11
Coding region: 702-2018 (438 amino acids)
Cellular component (GO): neuron projection
Source: RefSeq, a predicted model, not a curated record